GGGCCAUCGGACAAAAGGGCAUCUGAAAAGGUAAAGAGUAGUAGUUCCUGACGUGUCAGAGGCCUCAUUAUUGGUGGGAGAGUAUAAAAGGACCUACAAGGGUGUCUCGGGCAAUAGUGCGCAAACAUCCACAGGCCUACAACCAUGGGAAAGAUCAUUUUCUACGAGGGCCGCAACUACCAGGGCCGCCACUGGGAGUGCAGCAGCGACUGCAUGGACACCUUCAGGCACUUCAACUGCUGCAACUCCAUCCGUGUCAGCGGCGGUCACUGGGUGGCCUAUGAGAAGCCCAACUACAUGGGUUACCAGUACAUCCUGGGCCCUGGCGAGUACCCCGAGUACAACGCCUGGAUGGGCUUCAACAACUGCAUCCGCUCCUGCCAGAUGUUCCCUCCUUAUAGAGGAUCCUACAGGAUGAGGCUGUACAACAGGCCUGACCUGAUGGGACACACCAUGGAGUUCAUGGACGACUGCCCCAACGUGUACGAGCGCUUCCGCUACCGUGACAUCUACUCCGCCAACGUCAUGGAGGGUUACUGGAUCUUCUACGAGCACCCCAACUACAGGGGACGCCAGUAUUUCCUGCGCCCCGGAGAGUACAGGGCCUGUGGUGACUGGGGCUGCCACAACCCCAUGGUGGGCUCCUUCAGGAGGAUGAGGACUCAGAUGUAACGUCUAUCUAUGCGCAACUUAACAUUAAACGUGUAAUUUUCAAAUAAUAA
This is a messenger RNA of Amphiprion ocellaris (clown anemonefish), 722 nucleotides long. RefSeq names its product crystallin, gamma MX, like 2 (gene crygmxl2). The record is from RefSeq and is a predicted model, not a curated record. Gene Ontology annotation, biological process: visual perception; lens development in camera-type eye. Gene Ontology annotation, molecular function: structural constituent of eye lens. The transcript is spliced from 3 exons. NCBI's taxonomy places the organism in Eukaryota, Metazoa, Chordata, Actinopteri, Pomacentridae. The coding region runs from base 145 to 672 and encodes 175 amino acids.